Messenger RNA from Drosophila sulfurigaster albostrigata, 2061 nucleotides. RefSeq names its product fork head domain transcription factor slp1 (gene slp1). The record is from RefSeq and is a predicted model, not a curated record. The transcript has a single exon. Gene Ontology annotation, molecular function: sequence-specific double-stranded DNA binding; DNA-binding transcription factor activity. Gene Ontology annotation, cellular component: nucleus. Gene Ontology annotation, biological process: regulation of transcription by RNA polymerase II. Bases 624 to 1721 code for a protein of 365 amino acids. Lineage: Eukaryota; Metazoa; Arthropoda; Insecta; Diptera; Drosophilidae.
CUGUGCAAUAUGCUGACAUCACAACAAGCAACAAUAUGGAAUGAUAGAGCGAGAGAGAAAGAAGAGACAGAGCAAUGUCAGUAUACAACUGGUAUAGAACGCCUACAAGCAGGAGAGACGGGGCCGAGCAUCCCCUAUUUGGAUUGGAUGUAAUGGAUAUUUUGACGCCGAAGCAUGCAAAGGGCUGCAAAUAAACAUCCACAAGUUCCAAAACAAACGACGACAACAGCAACAAAUAAAUACUGGCCAGCUGUGGAUGGCAAGUGGAACAAAAUGGUCUGCCAAACCGGUUUUCAGUAUGAAGAGAUUAAGAGGCGGAGCCUGCUUGCUUGCUUGCGCUUGUGCGUUGUAUUGUUCUGUCUACCUAACCAUGCGCUCUCUCUUUGGGGUGGGUGCGAGUGCAAGCGUAUGCGUGUGUGUGUGUGUCUAUUGAGUGAGAGCAUGCGCAAGGCGCGCUCACUGAGCCGAGGGGUAUAAAUAGCGCGGUCAGCAGCCGAAGAGAGUCAGUAUUGAGUUACGCAGCGCAACGUGCACAUCAGCAACAGUUACUCUCGUGUGUGUCAAGAAGAAGAUAAGAAUUUGAAACACAAAUUUAAAAGACCAAAAAGAAAAUAUUUACAAAAAUGGUGAAAAGUGUCUGCGAAAUGGAAUUCAAAAGCAAUUUCUCCAUCGAUGCCAUUUUGGCCAAGAAACCCACAACAACAACAUCAGUCACAGCUGCAGUGAUCAAGCAUGAACCAACAACAGCACCAACAAUGGCAAUGCCAUAUCAUCAACAUCAUCAUCAUCGCCAUCCCAUGCCAUAUGCCAACUCCGAUGGCGAACUCUCCGCCUCCGAGGACUUUGACAGCCCCUCUCGCACCAGCACUCCGAUGAGCAGCGCCGCUGAGUCGUUGUCGUCGCAGCACAAUGAUAAGCUCGAUGUGGAGGAGUUCGAUGAUGAUGGCGACAUUGAACUGGAUGGCGAAGAUGACAGCGAUGGCAGCGACAAUGCCAGCAGUAAUCCCAGCAAGAAGCAGAAGAUCAGCGCCAGCAGCAACGACAACAAGAAGCCACCGUAUAGCUACAAUGCUCUGAUCAUGAUGGCCAUUCAGGACAGCGCCGAACAGCGUUUGACCCUCAACGGCAUCUAUCAGUAUCUGAUCAAUCGCUUCCCCUACUUCAAGGCCAACAAGCGCGGAUGGCAAAACUCCAUUCGCCACAAUCUCAGCCUGAACAAAUGCUUUACGAAGAUUCCACGCAGCUACGAUGAUCCCGGCAAGGGCAACUACUGGAUCCUGGACCCCUCGGCCGAGGAAGUCUUCAUUGGCGAAACCACCGGCAAGCUGCGUCGCAAGAAUCCCGGCGCCAGUCGCACUCGCCUCGCCGCUUACCGCCAGGCCAUCUUCUCGCCCAUGCUCGGCGGUGGUUAUGCCGCUCCAGCUGCUGCCGCUGGUUAUGGCUACCCUGGUAUGCCAUUUGCUGGCGCCGCCGCCGCUGCUGCCGCCGCUGCCCUCUAUCAACGCAUGAAUCCCGCUGCCUAUCAGGCUGCUGCUGCUGCCGCCGCUGCGGCUGCUGCUGCUGGCUAUGGACAACCGCAAAUGCAGUACCAACCGACAUCGGCUCCACCACCACCGCCACCGCAAGCAGCGCAUCCCCAGCUGCAGGGUUAUCCGGGUGCGCACAUGAAUGCCGAGCUCUUCCAGCGCAUGCAGUUCUUUGGCAAGUUCCCCGCCAGCUAAGCGAUGUCAGCGACAGCCCAGCGCUCAGCGUUUUGGUUAAAGUCAGUCGACAGUCGUCAGUCAGUCAGUCGAGACUGUCAAUCCGGCAGUCCGUCGGUCAGUCAGUCAGUCAGUCAAUCAGUCGGUCAGCAGGACAAGCAUAAGCACUUUGAUGUCUAGCAAUCGCAUUCAUUUGUGACCGUCGCCGGCCUGGACAGCCGGCAAUUCUUUUUGGAGGAGCAGCGCCCCCACCUCACCUCCGCUCCCUUGAGCACUCCAGUUACGCCACAGACUGGUGGCAACCCUAGCAUUAAUUAGCAACAAAUUAAAAGCAAGCAAUUAAAUAAAAAUGCAUUUCAAA